Corythoichthys intestinalis (scribbled pipefish) is the source of this 2746-nucleotide messenger RNA. Its product is annotated as dual specificity protein phosphatase 3-like. The transcript has 2 exons. The record is from RefSeq and is a predicted model, not a curated record. Gene Ontology annotation, biological process: ossification; negative regulation of MAPK cascade; negative regulation of BMP signaling pathway. Gene Ontology annotation, cellular component: cytoplasm. The coding region runs from base 261 to 896 and encodes 211 amino acids. Lineage: Eukaryota; Metazoa; Chordata; Actinopteri; Syngnathiformes; Syngnathidae. Gene Ontology annotation, molecular function: BMP binding; protein tyrosine/serine/threonine phosphatase activity; MAP kinase phosphatase activity.
GAGCCACUCUGCCUGGAUUUUGAUGGACUUUGAUGCGAUGACGCAACAGCGUGGACCACCUAAAGGAAAAACAGUCACCAUCAUGAAGUCUGAGGCUUGGCUCAGGACACUCCCCCUCAGACUACGUCACCACCUAAUUGGCAACCUCCCGCUAGAGGCUUUAAAAGGCGUGAGCAUGUCUCAGCCUUCCACAAGAAGCCCAGCCACCACCACGUCCUCCCCCACUUGCCCCACUUCGCUGUCGUCCUCCUGGCUGCAUCAUGCAUGCCGCUCCCCCUCUGCUCCUCAGCCUCCUGCUGCUGCGCGGAUGCUGCUGCGCCUCCGCAGCCGCAGCCAAGGCUUGGAGGCAGGUGUCCAACGAUGGCACGGAGCUCGUAGCGGACUACACGCACAACAGCAACAGCUAUAACAACAGUAUGAAUAACAACAAUAACAACAGGGCCAAAACAGGUGGAAGAACCAGCAACUCUGUCUCCUACAGCGCCUCGGAGCUGAGCUGCAGGGAGCUGCGAUCUACCCGUUACAUCACAGACGGAUCCUGUCGCAGCGCCAAACCAGUGAAGGAGCUGGUUUGCUCGGGCCAGUGCUUGCCCUCACACCUCAUGCCCAAUUCCAUCGGCCGUGGAAAGUGGUGGAGGAAUAGCGGCGGAGCAUCAGACUACCGUUGCAUCCCGGCGCACUCUCGGACACGUCGGGUGCAGCUGCACUGUCCUAACGGCAACACUCGGACUUACAAGAUCCGCGUGGUCACUUCCUGCAAGUGCAAGCGCUUCCGGCCGCACCACAACCAAUCCGAGGCCAAGGAAGUCCCUCGGCUGUCCCGCAACAAGAAACCCGGCCGCUCUUCUUUGGAUCGAAACAAGAACAACUCGCCGUUGACAGACAACUCCUAUUAAAACUUCCUUUAGCAGUCUCCCUGACUACACAAAAACAACACCACCAUUCUCUCUAUUGAAGAGACCAUGCAAGACAUUUCGCUCUAUAGUGACUUCAUAAACUGAGCUGAUGUCAAGUGUUUUUCAGCCAGCCUCGAUUUUCUUUUCUGCAUGACAAACCUUAAAUGUCGGGGCUCUCCACGAAAGACGUCGCAGCAGGUCCUCGUCCUGAUAUAAACGCAUCUCGAGCGUAGCAAACAUCCUCCCUGCCGGGUCCUCCAAACCAUCUGUACAAACACACAACGCUCGCUGGCUCCCCCUGCUACAUUUAAGGCCGACAAGGUGCACCAAAGGGGUCGUAAUCCAUCUGCUUCUGCCUGGACGGGACACUGGCAGCCCGGGGGGGGGGGGGGCAGCAGGGGGCUCUGAUGGAGGUUUGGUGACAGCUUCGGAAAGAGGCCUCCCACCUCUGUCGUCUUUCUGGGCCCUUCAAGGGGCUCAAAGCCCCGUGGUGCUCUCAGCUGGUGACGCGCACUCGGCAUUUCUUGGAAUUAAAGAAUUUGGCGAGAACACGGGCGGAUCUGAUUGAAGAGCAAACCUUCUUCCAUUCUGUAAAUACAACUGCACCAUGAAAACGCUUCUUUUUUUGUUGUGGACAUGGUGGGGCGUUGCCCAGACAUAGCCCAACUUUAACAACGACAGUCGUCCUGACAAUAUUUGCAGGUUUUUUGACUGUUAAAAAUGAGCAACUGGAAAGCGUCAUCGUACAUAUUUGACCAGGCUAGGGAGGAUUACACGUGGGCCGGUUGGUGGCGAUGAUUCCACAAGGAAAUGAAUGAACUGCAUAUUUAUUUUUUAUUCCACAUUUAAAUUAUUUAUGCAACUUUUUUUGUAGUAAAUAAUAAUCGCCAUUAUUGUCAUGUAGUACGAUAGCGCAAUAAAAUAAUGUGCAGUACAUGAAUAAAGCCGAUGCAGAUAUAUUUGAAAAAAUGGCCUGUUUGGUGUUUUCUUCCUAGAAAUGUGUGUCACUGAAAAAUAUUGACAGUUACGGGCUUUACAAGUGUGUGUCACGAUGGAAGAAUGCUGUGAUACCUUGACUUACGAGUUCCUAUUCUUACGAGCGCCUAUACUGACGAGUUCCUUUUGCUUUGUCGUUUUUUUUUUUUGUAUUUAACAGGCAUGAAAAUCACUCACCUUUCGGCGAAAUUCGCCGUUUUGAAGUCAAAAAGGGUGAUCUACGUGAAUUGUGUGGAUCCGAGGAGAAAAUUUUUACACGCCAUAGAAUUACAGUGCAGACAUGCAAAAUAAGGAAACACAUGUAUAUUAAACCCUGUAAACGUUAGCAUUGCUACAUUGAAACUAAUGGGUGAAACUUUAGCCUGCUAUUAAACAUUGGCAGUCUUCUCCAAAAUGCAAACUUGCGGUUAAAAGGUGACACUUCAAACAUAAAAAAUCGCUGGUUAACAGCAUUUGCAAAAAUUUAAAAAAAUCUAUAAGUGACACCACAACAAAGUACGAAAAGUGCUUUUUUUUGCGGAGUGUGAAGCUGUUAGCGGUGUAGCGAACGUACUUCCGGUGUACAUUUCAAAAUAAAAGCAUGCUGCGUUCAUAUAAAUAACGAUUGUACUAUAAUACUACAGAAUUCAAAUUCUACAUUAAGAAUAGCUUUAAAAUGACCCUUUUUUGAAAAAUAUGAUUGGCAAUGAAUAUUUUAAUGAUUAUAUAGUAGUACACUAUAAUAAGAAUGCUAGAUAUUUUUUUCAAGAACUGUUUUGAAUAAUGUUGGAAAGGCGAAGUUAGUGUUCUGAAUCUACAUUCCAUUCUUUUGCAGUAGUAAAUUCUAUCAACAUUUGACCUCAUUGUUUGUGUGA